UUGAAGCUUCCUGAAAUUUAUUUGAACUGAGGCCAUGAAAAUAAAGUGAAAUGGUGCUCUUCUUCUCCUCUAAGGCUCCUUUACAAUGUCUCGUAUUACCGGUGAUAAUCAUAGCUUUUAUUGCAGGGACAUAGCCAUUAAUCUCCACUGCAAAACCAAGUUCCUGAUGCUUAUGGUGUCGGCAUAUGAAAGGAUAGAUUUAGGGUUUAUAGCGAAGAGCUUUGGGCUUGACCCCUGUUCUGUGAAGAUCAAUGGCCAUUCUGUAAGCAGGGACUCUGAUUUUGUUUCUUCUCUUCCUUGGAGAUCGAUUCUUUCUUUCUUUGAGGCCAAGGGGCUUUCGACUGGUAAUCAUCUGCACGAUGCUAUUUUGGUUGAUGGGAGGCCUCUCUGUGUCCUCGAUAGCAGAGGAUCACAGAACGCUUCAGUUGAGAACAGAAAUGUCUUCUGUGAUUCAAAAGAGGAGAUUAAUGACAUUGGUAGUAAGAGGAAGACCUCUUUAGAAGAUCAGACGGCCUUGACUGCACCCACAUGUAAAAGAGGGAGAUGAAUUUGGAAAUUUAAAAAAAGGCGAAGCUUUUUGUAUCACAAGAUAAAAUUUCCUUGUCUAUAUUUUAGUGUGUUAAAUUAUAGAUUUGUUGAAUUUGUUUAGUACUUCCUUUCCUGUUCUCAUCUUUCCUGUUUAUUUGGGUGUCUUCCUCUUUGAAGCACCCGGUUUCUAUGCUGGAGUUCUGUAUCAUAAUUUCAGUCUCAAUUCUUCAAAGACAUAUGCCCUGAAACCUCCCUCUCUCUGCCCCAAAACAGAGAGAUGCAGCACUUUUUCCA
This is a messenger RNA of Amborella trichopoda, 822 nucleotides long. Its product is annotated as amino acid-ligase. The record is from RefSeq and is a predicted model, not a curated record. Lineage: Eukaryota; Viridiplantae; Streptophyta; Magnoliopsida; Amborellales; Amborellaceae.